AUGUCACCAAUUGGUACGAAUGGUCUAUUUCGUGCCACAAUGAUUCAUACAAUGAAUGCUUUACGUGAAAAUUCUGAUUUGUUACUUAGUACAAUGAAUGUUUUUAUUAAAGAACUACUUAUGGAAUGGAUGGAACAUGCAUUUAAAACAAGUAAACAAGUUUCACAAAGUGAAUCACCUACGAUUCGUUCUGAUGAUACAUAUGCUAAAGGUCGAAUAAAAAGUGCACGAUUGAAACUUAAUGGAAUUAAUCCAGCAGUUAUUACUGGUUCUGAUCUUAAAUUAAAUAAUUUUCUUCUUCCAUCAAGUUUGAAAGAAGCACUUCGUCAAAUGGAAAAAGUUGUUGGUGGUGAUCAAACACAAAAUAAACGUGCACAAAUUCUAAUGCAAUAUGAACCAAAUCGUUAUCAUAAAUUAACAGUUGAUGAACAAAUUGAUUGUAUUAUUGAUCAGGCAACUGAUAUUGAUAUACUUGGUCGAUCCUGGGCGGGUUUAGAAACAUUUAUGUAA
Molecule: messenger RNA, 510 nt
Organism: Rotaria sp. Silwood2
Lineage: Eukaryota; Metazoa; Rotifera; Eurotatoria; Philodinida; Philodinidae
Source: the annotation of a GenBank genome assembly